GUAAGAUUCAACCAAUCCGGCGGCUAAGAUUUAUUGUUGACAAUCAAUAACAUAAUAAUCUGAAGGAGUGAAUGAGAAGAAGAACAUCCAAGAGAAGACGAUCCAUCUUUCUCAUCUGCUACCUCUCGAUCUCAGGAAAAGAAAAGGAUCUGAUGGGAGGAGGAGGAGAGCAUGGACACGGAGGCGAUUUCAGAGCGAAGGUUUGGAGCAUGUCUGGUGGGCCUUACUGUAGGCCCAAACACUGGCGUCGCAACACAGCCCUUGCUAUGUUCGGCGUCUUCCUUGUCUGCAUCCCCAUCGCCUUGAAAUCUGCUGAGCUCGAGCAAAGGCCACACAUGCCUGUACGUCCGAUUCCUUCACAGAUGUGGUGCAAGAACUUUGGUACCAAGGAUGAUUACGAAAAAGCGCAUUGAUUCUAAAAACCUUUUUCAUUUUCGUUACUAGUGUGACAUUAAUCCAUAAUAAUAUGUCUUUGCUGGAACCCUCUCAAACCGGUGGAAUGUUUUGCACGCUUUUGUUUUUAUGUUUGCCAUUCAAAUAGUGGUUUUUCAUCAAACAUUUGAGUUUUGCUUUGAUGUAUCGCAACAACUAUAAAAACAAUUCUUAUCAAACUCUAUCUGCAUCA
Molecule: messenger RNA, 625 nt
Organism: Raphanus sativus (radish)
Lineage: Eukaryota; Viridiplantae; Streptophyta; Magnoliopsida; Brassicales; Brassicaceae
Exons: 3
Coding region: 72-413 (113 amino acids)
Source: RefSeq, a predicted model, not a curated record